Eutrema salsugineum is the source of this 369-nucleotide messenger RNA. RefSeq lists its product as uncharacterized. The record is from RefSeq and is a predicted model, not a curated record. NCBI's taxonomy places the organism in Eukaryota, Viridiplantae, Streptophyta, Magnoliopsida, Brassicales, Brassicaceae. The transcript has 2 exons. Bases 1 to 369 code for a protein of 122 amino acids.
AUGCCGAGUUACAGUUCAGGCUCCUCUUCUUCCAUACACUCGAUCAACAGCUCUUACUUCCAAGCUGAUGGAGAUUGGGGUAAGCGAGAAACGUGUUGGUGUGGCCGUCUUAUAGUUAUUAGGGAAUCGAAGUCUGAAGCUACACGAGGGAGGAAAAUGUACACCUGUCCAGAUUGGACGAUUGAGGGACCUAGUCAGAAUCAUGACCACAUAUGGGAAUGGUGGGAUGACGCUGUUACAGAAGAACUAUCGUGCCUGAAAAUUCGAAUUGUUAAUGUCAAUUCUAGGAUGCAAUGCAUGCACAACAUGGGAGUUGUGCGAAUUGCCUUCACGAGACUACCUCGCUUGAGACACAUGGUUCCGAAAUAA